UAUGCUGAAAUUAAUAGCUUUACAAACUUAAAUAAUUUAAUUGCAGAAACUGAAACUGAUGAGUUGUGCACCAUCCUAAAAAAAAUCGGAUUGGGCCAUUACACAAAGAUUUUUGAGGAAAAUAUGAUUGGCAUCAAUGAAGUGGAGGAGAUGACAGACGAAGACUUCAUUAAACUUGGAAUUGUUUCUAUCGGAAUAAGAUUGAAAAUUAAGCAAGCUUGUCGGAAUCACAAGAAAGUGAGUGAUGCGCCAAUGAGUUGCAUCAAGACAUUUCUUGAACUCCAAAAGCAGAGGAAGACUGGCAGAACCAAAAGCCCGAAAAAGGAUCAGAAAACAAAGUUAACACGAAGACUUUAUGUUGGCUGGAAACAUUCAAUAAGGGCAGGAGUAUACAAACUGAUCUCUGCAAGCAAAGGGGGAGGUCAACAGAUCGUGGAUUUUAACAAAGACUUGACUUUGAAUCAGUUAAUAAGUGAAAUCACCGAUAUUUUUUUUCCAAAUGGCAUGUCUGAGGCCCAGGAUUUGAGACUAGAUGCCUUAGAUGUGCAUCUGGCAUCCUUUUCUGGUUCUCCAAUUCAAGAGACAGACGGGAAUGGGGAGUCUUUUACAGUUGGAAAUUACUUCAGAAAGAUGAAAUCAACCCCUGUGCGAAUUUACUUACACACAGAGUUGAAAAGUUUCAAAAGGCCAACCAAUGGUGAAGCAAGCUGCGGGGUGAUAACUGCUUUAGAAUCCGAUGAAGAAGAUACAGGAACCCCAACUGUCACAUUCCCCCGACUUAAACGAAGGAGACUGAACAUUAUUGAGGGCUUAAGUUCAGAAGAUAGACCCUCAACAUCAACAUCAGCUGCUUUGGAUUUGCCGGACAUUCAUGUUGAUGCUCUUCCUUCAAAUCAUGCGGCUGCAAAUACUCACUGCCCGACAGAACAUGAACCAAUCAUUAUCCUUCAUGAACCUGGACUUUCGGAAUUCGAUCAUGAACUUGAAAUGGCUAUAAGAGAGAGUUUGGAAAGUUCCGAACCAGAGCCAUCUUUAGAAGGAAUAUUGAAAUGGUGGGUAGCUAGAAGUCACUUAAAGGAUGGGGCACCAGUUUCAGUGGUAGUACACAGAGGAAAGCUUUUACAGAGUACAUUUAGAGCAGUAUCAAGGCCAAAUUUCAACUUCCUCUUGCCUUUUCAUGUUAGUUUCAGUGGAGAGAUUGGAGAUGAUUUAGGUGGUCCAAAAAGAGAAUUCUUCAGAGAAUUGAUGAAGGCAAUUAAAGAGGCUAUAUUAGAGGGACCCGACAGCAACAAGGUCUUCAGACAUGAUAUCAGUCUUCUUCACAAAAAAACCUACGAAACCUGUGGUACCCUUGUGGCCUGGAGUAUACUUAAUGGUGGGCCAGGAUUGCCAGUUUUCAAUACUGAUUUAUUUUCUUUAAUGACUGGUGGAGACAUUGACGUUCAAGAUUUUACAAGUGUUGUAGACUCAGAUGUCAGAGCUAUUUUUCUUCAGAUUCAAGAGGCAACAACAGAGGAACAAUUUGAAGAGGCAUUAUCCAAAAACAGCGAUUGGCUUCUAAAUCAAGGCCUUGCACCAUACAAUCUGAAGAUUGAUAGAAAGGAUGAACUGUUGAAAAUCUUGUUCAAAAAUGAAAUAUAUUUCAGGGUACACAGUGAAAUUUCCCAGUUUAUCGAUGGUCUAAAUAGAGUUGGGAACUUUCAUACCUCUGCAAUUUUGAGGGCAGCUAAAGAAUUCAAGACUUUGUUCACCCCCAAUCCAGUUAACCAUCUGACAUUUAGUGGGCUUAGACAAAUGUACAAAAUAGAAUUUAGCCCAGUGGGUUCCAACCAUCGGCAACAAGAAGAUGAAGCAAUUUAUUGCUUCGAAUCCUUUUGCUCCGACUGUGAAGCUGGCAUUCUUGAAGUUUCCUUGGAGGAUCUAUUAGCAUUUUGGACUGGAGCAUCUGAAGUGCCUCCAUUGGGAUUCGAUCAUAAACUUCGAAUCACCUUCAAUGAGAACUCUCAAUACCUUCUACCAAUAGCUCAUACGUGCACCCUGGUAAUUAGGUUGUGGAGAGGUUAUAAUGACCCUGAUCAGUUCAGAUGCGACAUGAUUAAAGCCAUCACAUGGACAGGGGGGUUUCACCUAGCUUAAAGCCUUGGGACCCUUUAUCAAACCCUCUGCAGCUUUUUAUACCCCCAUUCCGAAGGAGAAUUGGGGGUAUACUGUUUUACCCUUGUGUGUCUGUUUGUCUGUCUGUCCAUCCGUGACAAAUAUUUCUGUCACAUUUUUCUCAGCAACUAUUAAUUGUAGGUGCGUGAAAUUUUAAGACACCAUUUGUUUAGGCAUGCCAUAUGGUAAGAUACAUUUUUGUACCAAUCGGACAUCAACUUCCUGUUAAAUGACAAUUUUAUUUAAUUUUAGCUUAGAUUUUUAAACAAUUUUUCGUCAAAGAUUUCUCAGCAACUAUUUAUUGCAGAUGCUUGAAAUUAUAACACACUAUUUGUUUAGGAAUAUCAUAUUGUAGGAUAUAAUUAUUGUUCCAAUCGGAUGUCAACUUCUGUUAAAUGACGAUUUUUGUUUAUUUUGCAUAUUCACAUCAGAGCAGGGGUUAUCACUAGUGAUUAUUGACUGAUCACAGAUAUCUUGUUUUUGUUGACCCAGUUUUUGAGUUGAUCUCUUAGUUAAGAGUUUAAAGCUGCUCUACAGUAACUGUUGUUUUUGGUUUUAGGAAAGGCAAGUUUGAUUUUCAUUUUGAUUAGGUAAAUGAUACUUUCACUCCUAAUGGGGUAUACAUUUUCACCUUGUGUGUCUGUCCAUUACAAAUUUUAGUUUGCUUUUCUGACAUAUCUGAACUUUGAACAUGAUCUUUGUUUUAACAUGACAUGAUGUAUGGUUAGCUUCAUUUUUGUACAAAGUCAAUUUCAUAUGUUAUUUAGGCUAAUGGUGACCAUUCUUUUUAGAAGCAGGGACAUCAUAAUAAGCACAGACUUGCAGAUUUCUUCUUCUUGUUUUUUUUUUUACAACGAACUCAACAUUUUCAAAUUCAAAAACAAAAAUUUGUAUUUGUAAAAUCUGAAAGAGUAGUUGUUAACUUACCCGGCGUUUGCAUCCUAAUUUUUGUAUGUUCAACUUAGAGAUGUCACAUACUGAAUUCAUAAAGGAAUCAGUUAUAAGAUACGGUAUUUGCAAAUAUAAUUAAGAUUCAAUUUUUCAUUAAAUUAUGACUGAAGAAUUUUUUGAAACUAUGCAAGUACAUUUUCUGUUAAAAUGAUUUUCAGUUGUCAAUCAUAUCCUUAUAUAGUGCACUGUAUUGAUUUUGUUGAAAGUAUAAUGAUUCAACACAAUUAUUUGAUUUUAAAACUAGAAUUAUUGUUUUAUUAGUUGUUAUUGUGUUAAUUUGGUUUCCUCUUCUUUUUAAAUAUGUUCUAUUGAAACUUUUAUAACUAAAGUUUUUUUUAAACUAAAUUUUAUGUGAAAGAACACUUGAUUAAAUAUUUCUUUUCCUUUUUUUACACUAAAGCUAAAUCUUCAUACUGAAUAAAAUGCAAUAUGAUAUAAUGCAUGCUUGACAUGUUCAAAAUCUUUUUGAAGUUAUAUUCAUAGUUGAUUGUAAACAAUUUGGUAUCUGCUUGUGAAUGAAAAUAAUAGAAUAUUUUUUUAGUUAAAGUAUAGAGCAAUUGGGAGUAUUUAAAAGAAAUUUAUAUACUGUACAUGUUUUCAUAAAUUCAUUUCAUACAUCAUACAUAAAAGACGCAGUAACACAUGGAAACAGAUAAAUUCAGGUGAUUUUAAUUUUUUCAUUAUGAACUAUAUAUGCAAAAUAAAUGUGAAAAUUAUACACUCA
This is a messenger RNA of Magallana angulata, 3829 nucleotides long. RefSeq lists its product as uncharacterized. The transcript has 10 exons. Gene Ontology annotation, molecular function: ubiquitin-protein transferase activity; protein binding. Lineage: Eukaryota; Metazoa; Mollusca; Bivalvia; Ostreida; Ostreidae. The annotation marks the transcript as partial. Gene Ontology annotation, biological process: proteasome-mediated ubiquitin-dependent protein catabolic process; protein polyubiquitination; positive regulation of protein catabolic process. The record is from RefSeq and is a predicted model, not a curated record.